UUGUCUCUCUUAUGCCAUGAAGCAGAUGUUACUGAUCAGUGUGCCAGGCAACUGUGUCUAAUGUGCAAAGCCCCGAGGUACAAGGGAAAGCGUGGUGUUCGGCCGGUUCUGGGGAGUGCUUGCUUCACCCCAGCUGCAGCCUCCUGCCACGCUCCCUUCUGCUUCGUGUCACCCAAUGCUCAAGGCGUGCUCCCAUCAUGGGACUUGACGCUGAGAGACUACGCACACCGGGCAAUUAAAAAGUUGAGUGGUCAACAACUCAUUUAUAACAUGUUCCGGCUGGGGACUCCCUGUGGCACUGUGAAGGCAGGGAGCAAGGGAGAGAGUAAAAAGAAAUGCUGUGCUAAGGCUAUAGUUGAUUUUACCUUUUGUUUUUAAAGGAUGUUUUUAAGCUGCUGUGCAAACCAAAGAAAUGUGUGAAUAGAUACGAAACCAGGGAGACCUCAGUGCCAUUACAUACUCCCUCUGUGACCAGCAAUGUAAAAUGCUCAGUUCUACUUGCAUUAUCCACGCUGGCUAACUGUUUCUCUCAGAUAGGCUAAGAGUAGUAUAAAAAUGCAAAUCUUACUCUGCUGAAGUUAAUGACAAAUCUCUUAUUGCCUUAUAUGGGAUACGUUUCAAGGAUUUUGUAACUACCUAGAAAAUGGGGCAGUGACAAGCAGAUGAUCUCAGCGUGAAAAGCGAUAUUCCAUUCUCGGUCUGUGGCUCUAGCCAGCCGUACUAGUCCAGAUAUUUACAUGACAGACUGCUAAUUUAGAAUUACUGUAUUACUAAUUACAAAUGCUAGAUUAGAUAUGCUGAGGUGUUCUAGGUCUGCUCUUAAAUGCUGGUUCAUGGUCUCCUCUGUUGUUUGGUAUAAGAAAGAUUCAAGCAAUAAUCAUUUGGUGUUAAAAUAGGAUAAUGUAAAAAGUCUGUGCAAAUAUAUUUGAAGUGUAUUCAACACCUUUUAAAUACAGGCUUUGAAAGAAACCAUGCAAUUGCAGCUCUGUUUUAUAUCAAAAGCAUGGUUACUUACACUGCUGCUGAUUAUUUUCCUUGUCUUAGAAUUAUUUCAGGAAGGUAAUAAAAGCAAACUGAUUUAUUAUCUGACAGCCUCAGUCCAGGUUUCAGUAGAAAAACAGAAGCUGCUGUAGGUGUGCAUAAACACCCCAAAUUCAGACCAAUCACACUAAGUACUUUAUUUAAAUUUGCCUGUUGAUUCCUUUUACCUUGCAUUUCUCCUUUGUGCCCAGACUUAUCCAUAAGGCUUGUGGGAUUUUUGUCUUCCCUUCAUUCUACCUACCUUCCCUGAGACCAUUCUCAAGAAAAAUACUCAGGAAAGCCCAAGAACCUGACCCAAGAACAAUGCCACAAUGUCCUUUAGUGUGUGCCUUUUAGCGAUGCCAUUUAUAAUUCAGCUUUGGUCCCACAGGUCUGAGACGUUGCCUUGAGCUUUGCUAAUCCUUACCUGAUGCAAGAGGUUGCAUUGCAUAAAGCAUGAGUAUGUUGGGCCCCCAUCUGAGCAGCCAUCUGGCAAGGUGGAAGUGGGCAAGGAGACCUGUGCUGCCUGGGAGCAAUGUGUCUGGGGCAGACCUGGGGCACUUUAGUGUGCAAUGCUGGCUGCUGCAGCAAGUUGGUUCAAAUGAGUGUAGCAACAACAAUUAUGUGAUCAAUGUGAUGCUUAUGAAUUGCUCGGACUUCCCAUCAACUACUGAUAAUUUGAAAUUAGCGGUGAAGCAAGCCUUGAAAAGGAUACAAAAUGAAUUCCAGAUGACAGGGGAGAAUGUUACAGUCAAUGCCACCUUCCACACCUUUACCUCAUCACUCUAUGUCUCACAAGGCUGUCGUACCAGCACCUGUGAAGGCGUGGAGCUUAUCAAGGAAAUUUAUGAUACUGGCACACUUGGCUGUGUCAUCAUAGGACCCGCUUGCACUUACGCCACCUACCAAAUGGUCUCAGUUGAAACAAUACUGAGCCUGCCUCUGAUCUCUGUAGGGAGUUUUGGACUGUCCUGUGACUACAAAGUAAACCUAACCCGCCUUUUGACCCCAGCCAGGAAAGUAAAUGAAUUCUUCUAUUAUUUUUGGAAAGAAUCUCAGCUGCCGUUCAAAACCACAACUUGGGAAUCUGCCUACAUUUACAAGAGGAAUGAAAACUCGGAGGCGUGCCUCUGGUACAUGAAUGCGCUAGAUGCUGGAAUCACACAAUUCUCUGAAAACCUGAAGUUCAAGGAGAUUUUAAGGACUCCAGAGCAGCUUAAAAAAACUGUGCAAGAUCCAAACCGGAAAAGCAAUGUGAUCAUCAUGUGUGGUUCUCCAGCUGACGUCAGCACAGACCUAGGGACGGGGGAAGUGGAUAAGGACAUUGUUAUCAUCCUGAUAGAUCUCUUCAAUAACACGUACUUUAGGAACAACAGCUCAGUCCAUUACAUGCAGAAUGUACUUGUCCUGACUCUGCCACCAGAUAAUUACAGCUUGAAUACCAUGAAGACUGAGGAUGCCAUCCUGAUGGAAGAUGACUUUUUUGUUGGCUAUUUUAAUGCUGUCUUACUGUUUGGACAUAUUCUGAAGAAAUUUAUCUUCUCCCAGAUCCCAGUGUCACCCCUCAGUUUCAUCAAUGAAUUCCGAAAUACCACUUUUGAAGGUGUACUGGGUCCUGUGACUCUAGAUGAAUUUGGGGACAUUGAUACCAAUUUGACUCUGCUGUACACGUCACAGACUGCAAAUCAUUUCAGAACUCUUCUGUAUUUCAACACUCAAAAGAAUGAGACUCGCGCAAUGACUACCAGUCCGGAUUUUGUCUGGAAGAACAACAAGCUUCCCAGUGAUACUCCAGGCUCUGGCCCACACAUCUUGACCAUUGCUGUCUUUACACUCACGGGAAUUGUGAUUCUGGUUUUGAUCAUCUCUUUGAUGAUUCUAAGGAAGUACAGGAGAGAUAAUGAGCGUCGGUGGAAGAAAUGGUCCCAUAUACCGCCUGAGCAAAUCUUGCCUCUGGAGACCAGUGAGACAAGUCAUAUUAGUUUGAAGAUCGAUGAAGAUAAGAGACGUGACACCACCCAGAGACUGCGCCAAGGCAAAUAUGACAAGAAGGUAGUGAUCCUAAAGGAUCUCAAACACAAUGAUGGUAAUUUCUCAGAGAAGCAAAAAAUAGAACUGAACAAGCUCCUGCAGAUUGAUUAUUACAACCUGACCAAGUUCUAUGGCACUGUGAAGAUAGACACCAUGAUCUUUGGGGUGAUUGAGUACUGCGAAAGAGGUUCUCUGCGGGAUGUUUUAAAUGAUAAAAUCUCCUACCCUGACGGCACAUUCAUGGACUGGGAAUUUAAAAUCUCCAUCAUGUACGAUAUUGCCAAGGGGAUGUCUUACCUGCACUCAAGCAAAACUGAAGUCCAUGGCCGACUCAAAUCCACAAACUGUGUGGUAGACAACCGCAUGGUAGUGAAGAUCACUGAUUUUGGCUGUAAUUCAAUUCUGCCUCCAAGGAAAGACCUGUGGACAGCUCCUGAGCAUCUCCGUCAUGCUGAUGUAUCUCAGAAGGGUGACGUGUACAGCUAUGGGAUCAUUGCCCAAGAAAUCAUCCUACGCAGGGAGACCUUCUACACUGGACACUGCCGGGACAACAAAGAGAAACUUUACAGAGUAGAGAGCGGCAAGGGAGUGAAGCCUUUCCGACCAGACCUGACCUUGGAAACAGUGGGAGAAAGACAGAUGGAAGUGUAUACACUAGUGAAGAGCUGCUGGGAGGAAGAUCCAGAGAAAAGGCCUGACUUUAAGAAAAUUGAGAGUACUCUGGCUAAAAUAUUCAGUAACUACCAUGGCCAGACCAAUGAAAGCUACAUGGAUACCCUGAUCCGUCGUCUACAGCUGUAUUCCCGGAACCUGGAGCACCUGGUGGAGGAAAGGACAGAGCUAUACAAAGCAGAGCGAGACAGAGCAGACAGGCUUAAUUUCAUGUUACUUCCAAGGCCAGUAGUAAAAUCUUUGAAGGAGACUGGCCUGGUAGAGCCAGAGCUAUUUGAAGAAGUCACUAUCUACUUCAGUGACAUUGUUGGCUUCACCACACUCUGCAAAUACAGCACCCCUAUGGAGGUGGUAGAUAUGCUGAAUGAUAUCUACAAGAACUUUGACCACAUUCUUGACCAUCAUGAUGUUUACAAGGUGGAGACCAUUGGUGAUGCUUACAUGGUGGUGAGCGGUUUACCAAACAGGAAUGGCAACCGGCAUGCAGUAGACAUCUCCAUGAUGGCUCUGGACAUCCUCAGCUUCAUGGGAUCUUUUGAACUGAGACAUCUGCCGGGUCUGCCUGUUUGGAUUCGCAUUGGAAUUCACUCUGGUCCAUGUGCGGCUGGUGUGGUUGGAAUAAAAAUGCCUCGUUACUGUUUGUUCGGAGAUACGGUGAACACAGCUUCGCGGAUGGAAUCCACAGGCUUGCCUUUAAGGAUUCAUGUAAGUGGUUCCACUAUUAAUAUCCUGAAAAGAACAGACUGCCAGUUCCAGUAUGAAGUGAGAGGAGAAACGUACUUGAAGGGCAGAGGAACAGAGAUUACCUACUGGCUGACGGGUACUGAGGACAAGAAAUACAAUCUCCCAACACCUCCUUCUGUGGAGAACCAGCAGCGGUUACAAGCUGACUUAGCAGAGAUGAUAACCAAUAUUCUUCAGAAAAGGGAAAACGAAGGAUCCAAGAUGCGGGAGCUUUCACGGGUAGCUAGCUACCGAUCAGGUACCCUGGAAUACCUGCAACUGGUCAGCACAGAGAAUUCUGCCACAUAUCUUUAAAACUGGAUGUCUAGUAUGGCUCAAAAAGCUGCAGCAACUCUCUGGAGUACUUAAUGUGAAGGCUGGAGGCUUACACUCUCAGCUAGAGGAGAAAGAAAAUGCCUUUUCAAGCAUCCUUUCUACCAUCUGACCUGCUAUCAGUAAAUCAAACCUCUCUUCACUGUAACGUUGAAAUUAUCGGGUGACUUCAGUAGGACACAUGCAGCCCGAUUUGAGCUAAAUGAAAAUAUCUGCACUUGAGUCUGGAAUAUAGUGGGUUUUUUUGUUUUGGUUAGUUUUUAAAUGUGAUAGCCUGUUCAAUAAUCCACUUCCGAAAAUAUUCACAGCAAAGCCUUAAUUUGUCAUGAUUUUUAAAUGUUGUAUUUAAUUUGUAAUUUUUAUCUGAAGAAAGAUUUGCUGUAAUAUAUUUGAAAAUAACA
Molecule: messenger RNA, 5180 nt
Organism: Aquila chrysaetos chrysaetos
Lineage: Eukaryota; Metazoa; Chordata; Aves; Accipitriformes; Accipitridae
Gene: GUCY2C
Product: guanylate cyclase 2C
Exons: 28
Coding region: 1477-4761 (1094 amino acids)
Biological process (GO): cGMP biosynthetic process; receptor guanylyl cyclase signaling pathway; intracellular signal transduction
Molecular function (GO): protein kinase activity; guanylate cyclase activity; peptide receptor activity
Source: RefSeq, a predicted model, not a curated record